Molecule: messenger RNA, 1029 nt
Organism: Alternaria triticimaculans
Lineage: Eukaryota; Fungi; Ascomycota; Dothideomycetes; Pleosporales; Pleosporaceae
Exons: 2
Coding region: 1-1029 (342 amino acids)
Biological process (GO): protein processing; GPI anchor biosynthetic process
Cellular component (GO): endoplasmic reticulum membrane; glycosylphosphatidylinositol-mannosyltransferase I complex
Molecular function (GO): mannosyltransferase activity
Source: RefSeq, a predicted model, not a curated record
AUGAAACAGCGAAUAACUUAUGUGGUGACAAACCCAGAGGAGUUUACUCCCGAUCAACUUCAGGUUGGCGAAGACCAAUCCGGUCCAUACUUUGCUUUGGAUAAUGUCUGUGCUGCGAAGGAACACCGUAUCACACUCGGCCUGAAUGAGCUACCGGAAGAACCCACGCGCUUCCAAACCCCAACCCGGCACUACCCUCUCCUCCAAGCCUCCAAGAACCCAACCGCCCCACCUAAACUCCACCCCCUAACCUACAGCACCUCCUUCAACCAACCAACCGGCCUCCACCCAACUCUCACCCUAACCUUCCCAGCACAUCACCUCACCCCGCCAGACCGCUCCUGCAAACUACACACCCACCUAACCCUCCCCUCCUAUCUUUUCAUCGACAAAUACCAAUUCUCCGACGCCCUAUUCCUCGCAGACAAGAACCUAAAGCGCCUCCGCAGUCUAGCCGGGGCCACCGAUCUCGAAGCCCCAGACUGGGUUGUGCCCGCCUGGGGCUCCGCAGCGCUCUUUGAACUCGCUACACCCACGCCAGAGAAGAUUGAAUAUCCCAAGGUCAGUCUGGGGGAUGGGGAGGAGAGCGUGUGGGAGGACUUGCCGACGCAUCGUGAGGUGCCGGAGGGGGAUUGGAAUGUUAGCAUACCGUUGCAUCUGCGGUAUAUGCCUGCUCAGGCGGCGUCUCAUGCUAGGCUACCUGUCCCUUGGCCUGUUGUGUUCUGGGCUUGCCGUGCGGAUUCGGGCGCACAGCAUACUACCAAUCCGUUUGAUCGCUUGCAUUUGGGGUAUGAGGGCUUGUUUGGACCCAAGACUAGGUUCAUUCAUGUCGAGCCAAAGGCGUGGAAUCAGACAGACUCGGGUGGACUGGUGGAGUGGAUCAAUGUGCCGGUGCUUGACACGAGGAUGGCUGGGUGGGUUGAGGGAGGGACGGUUGGUGUGGUCUUGUUCGCGUUUGUGGGGCUGUGCUGGAUGUUAUUUAGGAACAUUGGGAAGGGGGAUGUUGAGGAUGAGAAGAAGAAGCAGUAG